AUGAUGGCAACGGAAGUGUCAACCAUGCAAGUGGCAACCAAGCUGGAAGCCAGAACGGAAGUUUCGCCCGACCAGGCCCCCGUGGGGGAAGACUCUGAAUGGAACAAGCAACUCGCCAAGGAUUGGAAGGCAAUGGCGGAGAAAGUCCAAGAAUUGGCGAAAUUGUCUAAAGGCACAGGCUAUGACAAAGACAUCCAGCCUGAACAAGUGAUGGCAAACCUGGAAAGAGUGCAAAAGAAAACCAAAAAAGACGAGGACUCGACCUGGAGCAAGGUCAAAACGAGCCUGAGCAAAACUCUUACUGUCAUUUCGACGGUCGGAGGGAUUGCUGCUGAUGCUGCAUCGCAGGUCUUUGCCCCUGCUGGGCAAUGCUACAACGCAAUCAACUUUGUCAUCUCAGCGUGGCAGGGCUACCUCGAGGCAUUUCAAGUAUUAAAUGGGCUGUUUGAAGAAUGUUUCGCUUUCCUCAACCGUCUACCGGACUACGUGAAGGGGAACAUGAAUGCUAAUCUGAGCAGUGUGGCCAGUCAGGUUCUGCAGCUCUUUGUCAAUAUCUGUGAGAGGGCAUUGCGCCUUCGUACCUCUCGUGGCUCGAAGUUCGUCCUAUUCAUGAAAGUUGCCUUUCUUUCCGAUGACGAUUUCUCGGGUUUCAGAGCUGAGUUGGACAAACUCACCAGGUGGGAAGGACUGAAUGCCAUAGCUAGGAUCUAUAAUACUUCUGCAAUCGCGGCGGAUAGCGCCACCAAGGCAGUGGAUAUCUUGACAAAUGACCGAGCAGAACAACAACUGAAAGAGCAGGAGCAACUCGACACAAGGCACCUCGUGAGAACUCUGGCCUUUGAUGAGACCCCAGCGACCUGGAACAGCGCGGCACAGGCACCCAUUGCGACCUGGAGCCAGAUCAAUUGCAGGAUCCACAAUCGUCUUGUUGAAGGGACUGGCGAUUGGCUGUUCCAGGAUGACUUGUUCACGACAUGGGCGAAAAAUAAAGGGGAACAGCCACUGCUCGCACUUGUCGGUGAGGAGGGCACAGGCAAGAGCUAUUUGAUUUCAGCCGCGAUUAGCCACCUGCGAAAAGCCGGUUCUCUGCCGGGUCUCGAUAAGGAAGACAGGUCUAGGCGUCUAGUUGCGUAUCACUAUAUAGACGACCAGAAGCCCAACGCAGAGAUCUACUCUCUGGGAAAGUCCAUCAUCUGGCAAUUUGCUGCAAGCGAUGCCUCCUAUAAGCAAUCAAUCGCCGCUACCUGUCGCGAUGCCGCCUACAUUGAACCCAAGGAAAUUUUGCCCCGGUUACUCCUAAACAACCACAAGGAGCUGAAGCAUAUCGACGCAGUGUUUUACGUCCUGAUCAACAAGGUCGGCAGUCGGAACCACAACGUUGACGAGUCAUUGGUGAAAUUUCUGCAUGCCGUUUCACACUUCAAGAACUCAGCGGUUCGUGUCUUGUUUAGCACAACGGCGGGUACUAUCGAGACGCUCAAGGCACGCGACAUUUCCUGCCCCACUAUUCUGAUCAGCGAAAAGAACGAGUCGGACAGACGGAAGUAUAUCGGCUCGCGGAUGGAUCGAAUGCAUGCGCUCGCAAACAUCAGACAACGUGAAGUCCGGAGCGUCCGGGAAGAAAUUGAAAAUAGUCUGUGCGAACAUAUCGAGGGCAACUACUACCUCCUCAGUGCAACACUAGACAAGAUCCACAAUCUGGAAAACGAGGAAGAUAUCCGUGGUAGCCUCAACGGCGCGGAAAGAAGCAUAUCACAGCAUAUUCGCGAUGACAUCAAUGUGCUCAAUGACAUCCGUACAGGAAAAGAGCUGGCAGAGAUCAACGAAAUCAUCCUUUGGCUUAAUUUUGCGAAGCAGCGGAUGUCACCGGAGAUGAUGACGGCAGUACUGCAAGCCAAGAAUAAGAGUGCCUCUCUGCUUCCACUGGAAGAUCGCAUCAAGAACAAGUUUAUUCUGUUCGAGAUCAAUGAGGAUGGAUACGUCGAUUUCCGAGCUGGGGACGUGCCGAGUAAGAUUCCACAGCGCCGCGAUCUCGCCCAGAAGCGGCUCAAUGACAGCCAGGCCUUGAAUCAGGGCGAGGCUGACGUCGUCAGCCAUUUUCUCAAAAAUGUGUGUCCACCGCAUUUGCUUGAUAAGAUUGACCUGGACAGUCAUCUCAAGCAGAAGAUGAAAGUCCGAGAAGAACAGAUCUGUCAAGAAGACAACCUCACGUCCCAUUUCCUUAUUGCCCAGACAUGUGUUGAUGUGUUGGCCAAUGAUGACGAUGAGAGGCUGGCAGUAUUGCGAGAAUAUGCAGUCGCUCAUUUUGCACAGCAUAUGCUUGAAACUAAACGGGAAUCGAUCCCCCCACACUCGCUUGCUGAAUUUGGAUCAAAUCUGAUGAAACUGUUCCAUGACCCAGAUGCCAUUGACAAUCUUUUAUGGGCUAGCAGUCCAGCUCCACAACUGCCAGACAUGCUGCGCGAUGUGAAGUUUGGAGGAGAGAUUUCCCGGUGGUUGGAGGACCCAAUCGUUGUGUCCAAGAUUGACGCCAACGAAUCCAAGCGUUGGUGGAAAAUUGACAAGAACAACACACCCAAUGCACUGAAGGAACCUUCAAUCCGUCAGAUGGCGGUGCAUUGCUUCCAACGAGAAUCACCAGCAGAUGUUUCGAUCACUGCGUUCAAGGGUAUCCAAAGUUUCUGUCACCGGAUGAUGCAGUGUCCUAAAGCUGUUGCAGAAUCGAGGUCACCAUCUCCUGAUGAAAUUGAAAAGUGGUGCCUGGAGAGACUCGAAGCUAAACAAGGUGCCCUGUGGCAUACCCAAAUGGCGAUCAUUCUCAGAGCCCACAAAGAAUUUGCCAAGGCAGAGGAGAGAUGCAAGCAGGCCCUGAAAAUUGAUGAAAACUACUGGCGCGCCUCACUUCUCCAAGCCAAACUAGUCAAAUCCCCAAAAGAGGCAAUUGAUACUCUGAAGAAGCUCACAAAGCGCUUCAAAGAGGAUGAAAAACUUCAAAAGGGGCAUCAAAAGGCCUUCGCUGAUAUUUCAUAUAACCUUGGAGCUCGGUACUGGGAUGUGGACAAGAUUGGCGACGCGAUCGACUCCUAUACCGAGUCAAUUCGACGAGACCCUUCUGCUUCGGAGCACGCAUUCCGAAUCAUGUCGGCGUGCAAAGAUAAAGGAAAGUGGCCAGAUAUUAUAAACCUAAUCGAUUUAAUCGAUGAUCUUGGCAGGGACCACCUCACUGCGAUGGUCGUGGCGAUGUCGGAGACUCAAGACUUUCAUACAAUCAUUUUGCAGGCCCUGAAGGAGACCGGUUAUCUCAGACGUGAGAGGCUUGAGGUGCUCUAUGAAAAUGCGAUAUCAAUCAUCAAAGAUCGGGACCACGCCACCUCAUUCUUCCUUCGCCAUUACUACGCAAGCGCUCUCUCUGCGCUCCAUCCUGCCCCAACUGUCCAAGUAAGGAACGUGUUGGAAGAUGCCGUAAGAGACCUUCAAUAUACCAACUUCGACCUCCCCCGCGCCUUCUUCCUCGUUGGGUAUAGGCUGGGAACAAUCUACCUGGGUGAAGCUCAAAAAGCAAAGGCAGACAAAAACAAAGAUGCGGACAAAAAGAAUGAGGCGGCACAAAAGGCGCUACAGAAGAUGGUGGACAUUCUGCCCGAGCAACUCAACGAAGACCAAAUGAGACUCCCCCUGAGCCUCUUUGCUGCUAGAUACCACCUCACUAACAAUGAUGAAAAGUCCGCCCGAGCUGCGGCUCACAAUACCUUGAAAAUGGCUGUCGAGCUUCUGUCGGACAAUGAUGCUAGCAAUGACAUAUUGGCCUACUGGAAAAUCCUCUAUGCUGUCAUUCCGUUCGAGGAUAAAAAGAAUGUUACGACCGCCCUUGCCAUGAUGAAACGAGAGAGUGAUUUUGAGAUGAAGUGCUCCUGCGGUUGUGGUCGUAAAUGGGCCACCCCUGGAGACAUGUGGUGGUGCAAGGACUGCAUCAACGUCGUCUUAAAGGAACCUUGUAAGGAGACAGUCAAGAAUCCGGAUUUGCCCAACCAGGUUUGUCAUGCAAAUCACUCCCAUUUCUACAUUCCACCUUGGGAUGAGAAGGUGAUGAAUGUGCCAAAGGACAAGGUACCCUAUAAAGGCGAUGCCAUUACCAUGGAGCAGUGGAGGGACAAACUCAUUGACAAGUAUCAUUUGGGCAAGUCUGGGAAGCUACAUGGUCUUCGCCACUGA
Penicillium egyptiacum is the source of this 4212-nucleotide messenger RNA. The record is from the annotation of a GenBank genome assembly. Lineage: Eukaryota; Fungi; Ascomycota; Eurotiomycetes; Eurotiales; Aspergillaceae.